CUUGUCUGACAGUGUUGCUGAGGCCGGGGACGACUGUUGGCUUUAUCUCUUAUAUUAUUGUGAUGUGAAAUAAUGUCCGAGGAACAAACUAAUUCACAUGGCUCAGUGGUGGUUGGGGGAGAUGUAAGCAUAAAUACAGCUGCUGGAGAUCAAGAACAGCUAAUUGUUGGACAGGAACACCAUCACUACCCUCUGCCUGUCAUCCCUGCACUUUACGCUAAGCUCUUGUUGUUGAUUGUGCUGCCAGCUGGAGGAUUUCUGGUGCCUGUAUUGCAUCGUGUGGACACAGGAACAGAUGCCUUCUCUGCACUUCAGUAUCUCCAUGUUAUCAUAUGGGGCUUUGUCAUGAUGUUGACUUGGUAUAUAAAAGCCGAGCACAAGAAGUCUCGCAUCUUAGGCUACCAUGAUUUUUACAACACGACAAGACAUCUGCAUAGAAUCACAUUUUACAUCCUUAGUGGGGGUAAUGUCAUCUUAAUAGUGUUGGGAAGCGUGGUGAAAGACUACUGUCUUGGAAACAGCUCUUCCAGGUGUAGCUUAGCGAUCUCCCUCACUCCUGUCACCUAUCAGCAAAUCAUCUUUUUCCUGGAGAUUUUCUUUGCCAUACCUUUUGUCAUCAAACACAUAGUGGAUGUUGUUCGAUUCAACAUAGCAGAAGCUCCCCCGGACACCUUGGCAGAAGACGUGGCAUUAAGAUUCACCCAUCCAGAUUCAUAUGUUGGAGUUAGGGGUCCAAGUAACCUUGAACGGGUUCUUGAACGCCAGGCAGACUUACUUCAAGUUCUUCGACACAGGAACUCAGUUUUGACUCGGCAAGUUUACUUGCUAUCUCAGCAAAUUCAUCAGGCUUAAAAACUGUCAUGACUUCCAUGUGUAAUAUUCAUUCAAAGUUAGUUUACUGUUUUUUUCUAUUUGUAGUGUCAUUAGUUUUGCAACUACUUCGUGCAUGUGAUUGAUGCUAGCUAGCAGUUUAGUGUAUGAGUAUUAUACUUGUUAUAUCUAUCUAUUAACUUGAUAGUUCAGGGAUUCAUCCCUGCCAGAGUUUGGUUUGUAUGUUUUGAUUGAAUUCUAUAUUCUUAUAAACAGAUAAGGUGAAUUACAAAACUUAGAUCUUGAAGUACAGGUAUUAGAUUUGGAAGGCAAUUGUACAGUACUUCUUUGUGUAAUGCGUAUGCUUUGGGAUCUGAUUAAUGAAUUCAUGUAAAAUAUGGAACUUAUUAAAGCUGUUGAAUAUUUUAUUGAAUGAUAAAAGGUAUUUGUUGGCACGUCUCUGGGAAAGGAGACAAUAUUGAUAACAAUCAUACUCAUUUUAACUAAAGGUUACUACAGUACUUAGUUGUGACUACUUAAUGCAAAACACACUUGCAGCUUUUUUGGUGGUUAAGCUUUUUCAGUGUCCUUUACCACCAUGAUGGCCUUAUGGAGAAUUAAUAGAAAACUAUUCUGGUGGUGGUUUUAAGAAACUUCCUUAUAAAACCCAAAUGUUUUUUGCAAAUUCCCCAGUAAUUUUUGUCAAACUCAUUGUAUCUACUGUUGCAGCAUCUGCAGACAUAGUUUGUCGGUUUCAAGUCCAUUUGGAAUUAGUUUUCAGAGUUUCUGUUUGGAUAUACGCAUAUCAUGUAAAUGACAGAGAAAUGUUUUCACCCAGAAGGAUACCAUAAUAUUCUGUGAUGGGCCAUGACAUAAAUGCUAGAUUGGUAAGUGUUUCUAGUUUAAAGCAUAUUUGACACAAAUGUUUACAACCAUGCAUUUUUGGUAUAAUACAAGCUUGUGAAAGUCCCUUUUAGCACUUGCGGUACAAUCUUGUAUAUCAGUUGUAAUUUUUCUUAGGCAGUAAUAGUUUUCACACUAACAGACAAAUAUUUAAUCUGUACUUUGGACUGUUUGCACCACUGUGCCAUUAAUUGAUUGAUCAACCAGUGCCAGUGAUUGAUUAUGUUGUGUUAGCAAUAGAUCCUCACACUUGUGAAACUAAGGGUUAAGUUAAGGCUAAAGUUGUUUGUUCACACAACAUAGUUUAUCAGUGGUGCAGAUCACAUGUUGCAUACACUUCAGUCAUAAAUUUUGGAUAAUUUUCUAUGCUGUAACAGUGACAUUAUUUACAUGUAUAAUAAGCACUAAACUGAAUAUUGAAAUGUACACAAGCCUGUAUGUACUAUAUAAUUAUUAAAUUAUUACAGUAGACCCCCAUUCAUGUGCAAGGUUGCCUCCAUAAGAGGUUUACAUAAACACAUUUGUGUAAAUGUGAAUAUGUAAUGUAAUGAAAAGUGGCUUCGACCUGAGGUACCUCCAAGACCAUCCAUUACAGCGGUUUACACAUCCUGUAUACCUUACUGCAGCCUUCAUAUUGUAUCAGUUUUACACCUAAAAACUGAUGAAACAGUCAUAAGACAUUCAUUUUACAUCACCAUUGUUAGAAAGGAUAGUGUUGAAUGUUCUUCAUUUACUCAGAAGUGACACAAUACAAAAUGUCACUCUGUGGAUUGAAGCCGGGGGGAAUAUGGCCUAAGGUAGCUCUGCCCAUACACCCCACAUGAAGCCUGGUGAAGUGAGGUGAUAGGUGAGGUCAAGUAAUAUUGCCUGCAUGUUUUACAGGUGGGCUGGUGGUGGUGGCAUAAUGAGGAAUUAGCUAGAUGGUGUUGUGAUCAAGGUGAGAUGGCCUGGUGUCGGUGGUGGUGCUGGUGUGUGAAGGAGGGAGUGUGUGCAGAUGUAGGUGAGAGGAGAAAGUAUGUAAGAAAUGGAAUGAAGUUUAUGAGUGAAAGAGAGAGAUAUGUGGGUGAGCUGUUGUAAAUUCCCGUGAUAUAUUUUACACUUGGCAAUUGUAAAAUAAAACAAUCUUUAUACAGUGUGUGUGUGUGUAUAUAUAUAUAUGUAUAUAUAUAUAUAUAUAUAUAUAUAUAUAUAUAUAU
Homarus americanus (American lobster) is the source of this 2909-nucleotide messenger RNA. Its product is annotated as transmembrane protein 192-like. The record is from RefSeq and is a predicted model, not a curated record. The coding region runs from base 73 to 852 and encodes 259 amino acids. The transcript has 7 exons. Gene Ontology annotation, cellular component: late endosome; lysosomal membrane. NCBI's taxonomy places the organism in Eukaryota, Metazoa, Arthropoda, Malacostraca, Decapoda, Nephropidae.